Molecule: messenger RNA, 1320 nt
Organism: Selaginella moellendorffii
Lineage: Eukaryota; Viridiplantae; Streptophyta; Lycopodiopsida; Selaginellales; Selaginellaceae
Product: dnaJ homolog subfamily B member 4
Exons: 3
Coding region: 153-1187 (344 amino acids)
Cellular component (GO): cytosol
Molecular function (GO): protein-folding chaperone binding
Source: RefSeq, a predicted model, not a curated record
CAGAAGAUUCUGGAGCUAAAGCUAUCAGGGUUUUGAGGCGAUCGGUCGAUCGACUGCGCUGUGAAAUUUCCGGAUUCGCGAGAGUAGUGUAGCGAGAUUCGAGCUUCUAGGAUCAAGAAAGGGGGAAAAUCCUUGCUAGCGACUAGGAAUCGAUGGGGAUAGAUUACUACAGCGUGCUCAAGGUGGACAAGAAUGCCACCGAGGAUGAUCUCAAGAAGGCCUACCGCAAGCUCGCCAUGAAGUGGCAUCCCGAUAAGAAUCCCAACAACAAGAAGGAGGCCGAGGCCAAAUUCAAGCAAAUCUCGGAAGCGUAUGAGGUGCUGAGCGAUCCCCAAAAGAGGACGAUCUAUGACCAGUAUGGCGAGGAGGGUCUCAAGGGCCAAGUUCCUCCUCCCGGCGCCACGGGAGGGACGAAUUUCGCGAAUGGCGCCGGGCCCAACGUGUUCGUGUUCAAUCCUAGGAACGCCGAGGACAUCUUUGCCGAGUUCUUCGGUGGAUCCAGCCCGUUUGGGAUGGGAGGUUUUGGGAGGAGCGCUAGCCGGUCGCCCUUUGGCGAUGGAAUGUUUGGGGGCUUUGGUGGAACCGAGAACGUUUUCAGAUCCUUCGGCCAGGAUGGUGGAUCUCUGUCGACCGGUCCGAGGAAAGCUCCGGCGGUGGAGAACAAGCUCCCGUGCAGUCUCGAGGAGCUCUACACUGGCUCCACCAGGAAGAUGAAGAUCUCUCGCAACAUCGCCGAUCCCAGCGGGAAGACAAUGCCUGUGGAGGAGUUUCUUACUAUCGACGUGAAGCCGGGGUGGAAGAAAGGCACCAAGAUCACUUUUCCAGAGAAGGGAAACGAGCAGCCAAACUUGAUACCGGCGGACAUCGUCUUCGUGAUCGACGAGAAGCCACACGACGUUUUCAAGCGCGACGGCAACGACUUGGUGAUGACACAGAAGGUGUCCCUGGCCGACGCUCUAACAGGAACGACGAUCACAGUGAACACUCUCGACGGAAGAACGCUCACGAUUCCCAUCAACGACAUCAUCUCUCCCGGCUACGAGAAGAUUGUUCCACGGGAAGGCAUGCCGAUCGCCAAGGAGCCAGGCAGGAAAGGAGACCUCAAGAUCAAAUUCGACGUCAAGUUUCCCACGCGACUCACUCCAGAGCAAAAGGCCGCCGUGAAGAGAUACUUGACCACUGCGUGAAGAAGAGUUCCUGGCGAGCUCCAGCGGCAGUGGCAUCGUAAUUUUGUAAGUGUAAAGACGUCCUAAGAAGUACGUAAGUCUGUUCUUCGUUAAAAAAAUUCCUUUGCUCGGUAAAUUCAACUCUUUACUCGCA